Molecule: messenger RNA, 2002 nt
Organism: Schistosoma rodhaini
Lineage: Eukaryota; Metazoa; Platyhelminthes; Trematoda; Strigeidida; Schistosomatidae
Source: the annotation of a GenBank genome assembly
AAUUUACGAUCAAAACAGUGAAUUAAACUCAACAUGAAACAAUACCACUGUCCUUUUAAAUAGCGCGCUUUCAGCCGUCAACUGUUUCUAGUAUUCUCAUGCUUUUGCCUCAUGAUAAUAUCUGGGAGUCACGCAGAUCGUCUUAAGUAGCUCAAAUGGCUCUUUUUACUCUCCUUAGUGCUAAUGUUGACUCCCUUGUUGCUCUGUAACAAGCUUCUCACAGAAAACUCAUUAAAAAGAUUUCAAAUAAAAAUGUCAUUACAGUUGAUAGAUUUUUAAACAAAAAUGCGAAGUCUUUACAUGAAUGCUCAGAGUCUUCACAACGAAGUAGCCAAGGAUACAAUGCACGAAUUCAAUAUACCUUUUUGUGUAAAUGAACUUCAGUUUCAGUUUGGAAAUGACAGGAGGCUUGAUGGCCUGUGUUAUUCUUGAUAUAAAGAUUCCGUCUUUUUCACUGUUAAUAAAGCUCUAUUAUGGCAAAGUGCUUGUUUCGUUUCGUCUUUCGUUUACUCAGUAUUUACUAUGGUGCUCCGUGUUCGAGAACUGCAUCAGACGAUCUGACGGAUAAUCAACACACGUUUUGUCAUUGGAUCUGGUACUCCAACACGUAAAAGAAACAUGUUAUAUCACUUCGUACUGCUUACAUCCGUUAUAUAUUCUUCGCAUCCUUACAGAACAUAUCGUUUCCAUGGCCUAAAUUGUAACUCAUGACUACAACAAAGAUGCAAUAUAAUCUGUGAUAUCACCCUUACUUUUCAUCGUUCUGUAAACCGAAUCAACGGUAACUAUCAAUGGAUACUUACAUCUUACUUAGAAAUGCUCAUAUUUGUAAUGAAAUUGCUCAGCAUUCUAUAUCUGUUACUCAACUCAUGGAAUACUUGGCACCUCUUUCCUCAUCGUUGUUUGUAAUGCAAAAUGCUGAGCACGUGAGCAUUAACGUAGAGAACAUUCAAUGUCUAGUGGAAAUGGUGUGCGAAAAGUAUUCCCCGUUUGAUACGAAGUCUUGGAUCAAUCAGGAACUAACUCCUAACGUUGCUGAUGAACGAUCAAUUGAAUGGAUAUUUGUGACUUCUUUACUUAACUUUUCAUUUUGGAGUAACAGUCAUGUUAAUUUUGAAGUGUCAUACUGCAAUAAAAUUUAUACGGGUUAUUGGGCCCUCUGUGCAGCAGUUAAUCGAGCUAUCGAUGAAGGAGUAGACCUGUUAAAUCCUGAAGUUUACCAAAGUGUGACAGAGGAUCAGUUGAGAUACAUAUUUCGUUCGCAUACGGCUGAGCCUAUACCAUUAUUUGAUGAAAGAUUAAAUGCUCUGAGAUGUGCUGGAAAAACUUUACUCGAGAAUUUCGAUGGGUCAUUUAAAAACGCUCUGUCCUCAUGUGAAAAUUCUGCAGCAAAGCUUCUAAAAUUAUUGUGUGAUUAUUUCCCUUCUUUCCGUGAUUAUAGUUUAUACAAAGGAAAACACGUGUCAUUCUUAAAACGUGCUCAGAUUUUGGUUGGUGACUUAUGGUACUGUUUUGAGGGCAAAGGGUUUGGGUAUUUCCACGAUAUAGAUGAGAUUACUGCCUUUGCUGACUACAGGUACCAGCUUUCCCUACAUACAAAAUAUCAUUUAGAGUUCCACAAGUGUUACAUUAUUUUGGUGCAAUAGAAUACAGUGAGGAUCUAACAAAAAAGAUACACAAUGGUGAAGAAAUUGCAAACGGAAGCGAAUUAGAGGUUGAAAUUCGAGCAGCCACAAUACUAGCUGUGCAUAAUAUUGUCAAGUCUUUGAAUAGCAAGAAUAUUAGUUGCAAUUCAAUUAUGGUGGACAAUUUCCUUUGGAACUAUCGACGCUCUCAUGCUGAUGAAAUCGAUGCCGAAAUUCCAAUGCACAGGACACGUUGCAUAUACUAUUGAUUAUAUAAAUAUGAUACUUCAUGUAAACACAUGUAAUGAACAUUUCGUUUAAACCGAAAAUAUUGUUUAUAUUUUUGUAAUAAAUUAUUAGAACACGUUCAUGAAAAU